Colletotrichum navitas is the source of this 2325-nucleotide messenger RNA. RefSeq names its product fungal-specific transcription factor domain-containing protein. The record is from RefSeq and is a predicted model, not a curated record. The transcript is spliced from 7 exons. Gene Ontology annotation, cellular component: nucleus. Gene Ontology annotation, biological process: positive regulation of transcription from RNA polymerase II promoter by galactose; DNA-templated transcription. Gene Ontology annotation, molecular function: zinc ion binding; DNA-binding transcription factor activity, RNA polymerase II-specific; RNA polymerase II cis-regulatory region sequence-specific DNA binding. Bases 1 to 2325 code for a protein of 774 amino acids. Lineage: Eukaryota; Fungi; Ascomycota; Sordariomycetes; Glomerellales; Glomerellaceae.
AUGGGUACCGCUCGAAUGAGUAGUUCAAUAUGGCUUCUCCAGAUUCCCCCAACUCUCGUGCAGAACCGAGAUCCGGGUCUCUCAGGUCCCGAGUUCCGCCCACCCCCAAGCCACGGACAACUCGCGGAAAUUACAUUUCCAAAGCUUGUGCAGGAAGAGAAAGAGCAAGUGCACUGGGAAGAGUCCAUGUUUACACUGCGCGCGUCAGGCCUUGACCUAAAGCUCGGAAGGAUCGAGCAAGGCUCUGAUACUAGCGUUACUUAUGGAUCUAGUGAGGCCGAUGCCCAAACCCUUCAAACUCUGAGAGAUCAAGUAGCUUCUCUACAAGGAGGAUUGGAAUUGUUGCGUCGGCAAUCUCAGCAAUCCUCGGAAACGCAGCCAAAUUCGUUGCGAUCAGAGAUCCCAUUAACGUUUGAACAAGCCUCUUCUAUUCCUUCAAACACCAGGCCGGUAACUCCGGCGCUCUGUCCGAACCCAGCUGUUACCGAUGUGGGAUCCUCCACUGAAGAGGCCAGCUGCCAGCCAUCAGCCAGUUAUACCUUCAACAUCAGUCUUGCUCGUACUCAUCUCCGCGCACGAGGUAUUGGAACCACCGACGCGGACCUCGGUGGGAUGCCUGCAUCUGGUAACCCAACUCGGCCGCCUUCUCCUUCGAUACAGGCUGCCUUUGGUUUAGAUUCUGGGUCAAUAGAUCCUCUGUGGCUCAUCAAUGAGGAAGAGGCCGUGCGAUUAUUCAACGUUUACGAAGAAGAAAUAGGGAUACAGUAUCCCUUCCUGGAUAUUCAACGGCUCAUCACACAGGUGCGGAAUCUUCAUUGUGCAAUGAACAAAGGUUCACGACUUGGUUUCGCCUUUGCUGCAAUUCCAGGUCCGACUGUAAUCGAUCCCCAAGACCUGAGUUUGGUCAAGAUGGUGUUGUCUACGGCCUUGACCGUCGAAGCGGGGGGCUCCAGCCAACUUGGAAAAUCUCUAUUUCUCAAUGUGAAAACGUCGGCGAGCAACGAGUUAUGGGAAUCAGCGAGCGUUAAGACCACGAUGUUGUUCACCUUACUGCUUACCGACUUUAAACAGGCCAUCUACAGCUUCAUGACAGGCGAUGAUCUGCAAGCUUGGAGGCUUGUGGGCAUCGUUGCGCGGUGGUGCUUGGAGAUGGGCCUCCAUCAGUCCGCAGCCAUAAACAAAACAUUCAAAGAAGCUACAGAACGCAAGAUGGUGAUGAGACUCUUUUGGUGCGUCUACACACUGGAUCGCAGGUGGGGGUUUGGGGCAGGUCUACCAUUUGUUAUACAUGGUUUCGAUAUAGACCAGCAAUUACCUGAACCAGAUCGAGAUGUUCCUUAUCUAAAGGCCAUGGUUGAGUAUAGCCGUAUCGGCGAUAAGGUAUGGGCAACAUCAUAUAACUCUGCUCGAGCGACCGGUCCCACUCGUGAUGACGAAGUCUCGUAUCUCCUUUACAGGAUAGAUCAGUGGUUUGAAGAUCUUCCGGAAGAUCUCAGAUUCUGCCCACAUCAGCAAACAACCAGUCCAGCACCAGUAUCUCGUGGACUUCGGCGACUCCAACUUCUGCUUCAUUUAAGGGCCAACCAAAUGAAGAUCCUCCUCCUACAGCCGUUCCUCCAUUCAACAUCCAGCCUCCAGGUCAACCGAUCUAAAGUUCGAUUGCUCGUCAAUCUUGCCAAAGAUACCAUUCAAAGACUGAACUCUCUCAAUCAGUCUACUGAUAUCUAUCAAAACCAGCAGAUGUGCUUCAAUCACUUUUUGGUUUCUGCACUCGGGGUUAUCUUCUUGGUUAUUGCACUCGCACCAACGGAACAUGCCGCACUCGUCCGCGAUGAGUUCCACAUGGCACUGGACCUGAUCCGUGGUCUUAGCGCCAGAUCAUACGUAUCAAGUAGGCUUUGGAGGAGGAUCAGCGACUUGCGGCUUGCCUGGAGGAGGCUGGGACUGAACGCUCCCCAUUCCAGAGGAAGCAGGGAAGCUAGCGCGCAGUUUCACGCACUCGCAACGCCCUUGACAUCUGCCAGCAAUACCAAUAUCUCGCCAAAGAAUGGGCAAACAGAUAUCGAUGAUACCUUUCGGGGCUCAGAGAUGGUUGAAUGGCCCCAAAACCAAGAAGAACCUUUCACGGAGGCUCAAAUGACGCAAGAGCUGAACGGCUUUUUCGCUUCGAUGGACAACGAAAUGGGCUACAGCACUUCAUUAACAGGUCUUGCUUUUGGGGAAGAAGGUCCUGAUUCUGCCCAAAGCCCGCGGGAUGAUGAUAUUUUGCACAACCUGAACACUUCUGCAAUUGAUGUUUCGCAUUUGUUUGUAGAUAUGCUAUAG